UACAAAGUCCUGUGUGAGUGUCUUGAUUGAAUUAGCGCCCAAACGUGUUGUUUUAACGCCGAUUUUACGUGACGGCGGGGAGUCGCCUGGCGAUGAUGUCACGACGUAUAACACUGACAGCGGUGACGCCUGAUGAUCAUUAAAAACUGCCAUUAAAAUGAGCGCAGAUGAUUAUUGUGUUUACUGAGAGACCCAUAAAACACCAGCGCAGCGUGCCCGGCCAAAUAAUAGAGUAACAGAGACAUCAGAGCGAGAAACAUCCGAUCGGCGUGGCAUCUGUCCGGUCCAUCCAGGGUUUUCCCCCCUCUACGUGCGGCGGGUCUCGGUCCGUCUCGCCUCCGCUCUUCCUGCUGCUGAACCGGAGGAGACUCGCACCCACAGCCGCGAUUUGACACUGAACACCGCGGCCGGAUGUUGAAAUGCUCAAGUCUAGGAAUGGGACUAACGUUUAACAUGUAAAUUCAGCCUCCUGAAGGUUCCGGCCAGUUUAUAUUUUCUUUUUCACAUUUACAAGCACAAUGUCGAGCAGAAGGAAGUCCACGACCCCCUGCAUGGUGCUUCCGUCAGAUGUCGUAGAGCAAGAUCCUGAUAUGGAGGCCCUGGAAGGGAAUGAAGGAGCCGAGAGUAUGGCAGACGGUCCUACAGAGGGAGCAGUGGUUCCCAUGGAAACAGAGACAGAAUAUGAGGGGAUCCAUUUCUCGAGUGAGGACUGUCGUUCUUCAGGUAAACGCUCAGGUCAAACAUCACUAGAGCAGCCCAUCUCUGAUCUGACCGCUGAGGGUGGUUUUGUCCAGACGGAGAUGGAGGAUAGUGAUGACCCCUCAGUUACUGGAAUCCCUCUCAGCAAGACUCCUAUAAUGAAAAUGAAAACCAAGUCUGAACCCAAGAGAAUAGCCGUGUCUCUAAAAGGCACGAGUGAAAGCGAGGCAGUAACUGAAAGUGAGAUGGAACUGGAGCCGCUGGAAGCAUCAGUGAUGAGCACUUCCAUGGCACCAGAACUCAUGAGCCCAUUACUCACCGAGUCUGUAAAGCCCAGCGUUCUUGUCAAUAUUUCAAACCCUGUGGUAGCAGAUCAGAAGAAGCUGGUUAUGAACCCUGCAACGGUUCUUCCAGCAGGUUUGGCCCAGGUGCUUUCUGCCUUGCAGGCCCAGCAGAGCGCUCAAACUCAACUUCUAAUACCAGUAAGUAGUAUUCCCACGUAUAAUGCUGCGAUGGACUCCAAUGCAGUCCUGGUCAACACCUACAAGAAGUUCCCCUACCCAUCGGUGUCUGAAAUCAUGGGACUUGCAGCCCAGACCAAAUUCACUGAGGAGCAAAUAAAGAUCUGGUUUUCAGCUCAGCGUUUGAAGCAUGGUGUCAGCUGGACUCCGGAAGAAGUUGAAGAAGCUAGGAGAAAGCAAUUCAAUGGCACAGUGCACACAGUUCCCCAAACCAUCACAGUCAUCCCAGCCCAUCACCUUUCUGCCACUAAUGGGCUGCAGUCUAUUCUUCAGACUUGCCAGAUUGUGGGGCAACCGGGACUUGUUCUGACACAGGUUGGCACAGCCAACAGCCUCCCAGUGACCACCCCAAUAACCCUCACGGUAGCAGGAAUGCCCAAUCAAAGCCAGACGCCCAAGAUCACAACUAAUCAAACGAGCCCUGCGCUCAGUGAAACUAAAAGAGCUACUACCGUUCAACCCCCAUCACUGACUCCUCAGGAGAACUCUGCACUCAGUGCAGAUCACUUUGGCCUGCGGCCUAAGAAAUCUAAGGAACAGCUGGCUGAGUUGAAAGCGAGCUAUCUGAAGAAUCAGUUUGCUAGUGAUGCAGAGAUUGCUAGGCUAAUGAAGUUGACCAAUCUCACCAAAGGUGAGAUCAAAAAGUGGUUUAGCGACACCCGAUACAACCAGCGUAAUUCUAAGAACAGCCACGCCUUCAUCGCAAAUGACAAUCCUAGGGGGAACAGCAGUGCCACAAUUGUUAUCGAUUCCAGCGAUGAAACGCCACAGUCUCCAACGCCAUCACCCGUCAAAGAAAAGGAGACACGCGCCAAGACCUGGAACCCCUUCCCGGACUUUACCCUGCAGAAGUUUAAAGAAAAGACCCCGGAGCAGUUGGUGGUCCUAGAGGAAAGCUUUCAGAAAUGUGACACACCAACCGAUGAAGAGCUCAGCCGGCUGAGAGCCGAGACGAAACUUACCAGACGUGAGAUUGAUGCAUGGUUCACAGAAAAGAGAAAAACCCCUGUGCCCGAUUCCUCAGAAUCGAAAGCAGAUGGCGAAACAUCCCAGAAGAAAGGGAGCCAAACUCCACCCGGAGGAAAGAGGCUGAGCAAAGAAAAGGUUACCAAGAAAACUCCAGAGCAGCUUCAUGUUUUGAAGACUGCGUUCGUUCGCACUCAGUGGCCCUCGGCCGAGGAAUACGACCAGCUGGCUGAGGAAAGCGGACUGCCUCGUUCCUACAUCGUCAACUGGUUUGGCGACACACGCUAUGCCUGGAAGAACGGCAACUUGAAGUGGUAUUUUUACUAUCAGAGUGGAAACGUGGGAGGAACGAAUGGCAAUAAGAAUAGAAAGCGGAGGAUUCGCAAUCGCGGGUGGGGAAGAACCCGUAGUAGGAAAGCAAAGAAGCACACAGAGUCUGAGAAGAAUGUACCCAUCAGGUUCAAGUCUGGACGGGAUAUUCUAAAGGAGUACUACUUGAAGCACAAGUUUCUGAACGAACAGGACUUGGAUGAGCUUGUCGCCAAGUCUAACAUGAGCUAUGAGCAGGUGAGAGAGUGGUUUGCGGAGAUCCAUCGGAAGGAGGAAAUGGGUAGCAACCCGUUUGAAGAUAAAGCGGGGAAUGAAGACCAAGAUGAGGAAGAGGACGAGUCACAGGGUGAAAACGAGACGGCGGUUGAGGAGCAAGGACCUGCUUUGGGAGAUGAGGAUGGUGAUGAGGAUGAGGACGACACUGAUGACAGCGACGCUUGGGAGCCUCCGCAGAGCGUCCGUAAAACAUUGUCCAUAUCCGAGGGUCAGUGAUCUUCCCAAAUUGGCUUUAUUCUGAGCAAUGGCUCUUGGUGGAAAACCAUGACUGUGUUGGGUCUCGACCACAUGCCCUCUACCACUGCACCAAUUCUGCUUAUAUUCUACGUAGUUUCAUGUACGGUUUGACAAGAUCUUUCUAGCAUAAACAUUGAGGAAAACUUGAGAAAUCAUGCAGAUCCCUUGAAUAAUGUUAACAAUGCAUACAAUCUGAACUUGUGUCUAUCAGAAUUGAUCAUGCACCUUAAACCCUUGUACAUGCAAAGACAUCCUAGGGUCUUUUAAAUGGGCUUUUUUUUAUUUGGAGUCAAAUGGAGAACACUUAGUGCCAAAGGUAUAGUAUUGAAUGUUACGGUUCCCUUAAUAAUGGACACGAUAGCUAAUUAAGGGAAUAUGCAUGAAUACAUUGUGUCAAUUGGACGCAUGAGGCACUUUGUCAACCACCGUGAUGUACGGAACUUAAAAAAUGCAACCAGCCACCUUAUUUGUGUAGGGCGAGACCAAACUUUUCAAAACGAGUUUCCAAAUUCAGUGACACGAAAGUGUUUUAUCUCUCAUUCCCAGUGUUUUAUUGUCUGACCAUGCAUAUCUGAUAUACAGCACAGUACAUCCCAACAGGAAGUUGUAGGUGUUCCUGCAGUCCUGCUGACUGCCAUAAUGAGGGUCACCUUCAAACAAAAACAGCUCAUACUCAUUUUGGGGAUUCUUUGGUUAUUUUGUGGAAAUGUCAGUGGUUGUAAUUAACAGGUGAUGUGACUAUUUUGCAGUUUUUCAACUGGACAGUUUUCAAGUAUUUUCUAAAAUUCAGUGGGAACAUGGGGAAUUUCUGUUUUUUGGUUGUUUGCUCUUUGUUCAUUUUUGAAGUGAGAAUCACAUUUCUCCUCUACAUACCGUUCUUAAGCCUGCAGGCACAUUUUAACUGAUCAUGUUAAGGAAACAUAAUGCAUAUUUGCCCUAAUCAUGAAGUGUUAUGUUUUCAAUCUCUUUGACUGCUGCAGAAUUUCUUUCUCUUUUGAGGAAUAUGUGUUUCUGGUUUCCAUUACUACCAUGCUUUUAUAGGACUAAAUGAAACAUGAACUAUUGAUGAAUAAUUACAGUGUGGGUGUAAUUUGAGGUUGUCUUUUUAUAAUAUUUGUGCAUGAAAACAGCACUAUAACUGGUACUUUUAAAAUCGCCCCUGCGUAAGACAUUCACCAUUUUCAUUAUAUCAGCAUGUAUCUGACAUUUAGUCGAACGAUGGAAGAAAAAAAGUGUUCGGUUUGUACAUAUAUCUUUAUGCUCAACCAGUAGUUUAAAUCCUUUUAUAAGUUUGUAUUUAUAGUGAUGUUAAAUUUCACCUCUACACGAGUGGGUUGCUUGUAUGGCGAUCAUUCAAAUAAUUCUUGUGUUAUCUGAGACCGAUAUUUUACAGAUUUUUAAAAGCUCUGUGUUGUAUUUUUGUUUUUAUGUCUUGAAUUUCUUACUUUUUUUUUUUUUUGGUGAAAAUUCAUUUGACUUGCUUGCAACCCUCUGCAUUUCUCCUGUGAAUACUGUAGUGUAUUAUAGGCAAGAGGUCAAAGGUGCCUCUGUGAACAUGGUAAGUACUGUUUGAACAAGAUAGCACAUUUAAACUUAGCAAAAUGUGUCCUCUCCACUGUUAACAACUGAUCCUUUCAUGUUUUUAGAGUUUGAGAGCCUUACUGGGAUCUUGCUUCGAAUGCAUUUUAGUUUAGAAUCAAACCACAGUUAUAUGUCGUGCUUCCUUCAGCUGUCACUAAUAGCGUUUAACCUACAGUGUUUCUAAAAUGGUCAGAUUUGGCUUAGACUGUCUGUUUCUAGGCUCUGAAGAACACAGAUUUUUACAUGCACCGAUAAUAAUACAGAUCUGGAACCAUCAUGGAUUGUGUUUUGAAACUCAUGACGAGCCUUAAAAUCUGUAGAUGCCGCUGUGGUGGCGAAAGCUUUAUUUCCCAGAGCCAUAGGCCUUGUGCAAUGCUUUUAAUUUAAUUGAACUGUUUUAAUAGGCUUUUGCUUGAUUUAGACUAAAUAUAUAUAUUUUCUACUUGUUUGAGGACAACACAAUAAAUUUGGAUGAAAAAUA
Labeo rohita (rohu) is the source of this 5091-nucleotide messenger RNA. RefSeq names its product zinc fingers and homeoboxes protein 1-like. The record is from RefSeq and is a predicted model, not a curated record. The transcript has 3 exons. Gene Ontology annotation, molecular function: DNA-binding transcription factor activity, RNA polymerase II-specific; DNA binding. Gene Ontology annotation, cellular component: nucleus. Gene Ontology annotation, biological process: regulation of transcription by RNA polymerase II. The coding region runs from base 519 to 3008 and encodes 829 amino acids. NCBI's taxonomy places the organism in Eukaryota, Metazoa, Chordata, Actinopteri, Cypriniformes, Cyprinidae.